AUGGGCGCAACUCAAAUGCCUGCCACCAAGAGUAGUUGGUCUCCUUAUGCUCAACUUAUACGGCUUGAGAAACCAGUCGGUAUUGUGAUCAUUCAUUUUCCCUACAUCGUCGGAUCGCUCUACGCAGCAUGUUUGUCACAGCCCAGAAUAGCGCUUCAAGACGUCGCGCAAAUCAAUUUUCUUUUGCUGUGUGGUACAUUUUUACUGCGUUCAUGGGCAUGCGCCUGGAACGAUAUCGUCGAUCGAGACCUCGACAAACUGGUCGAGAGAUGCAAGCAGAGACCUAUGGCUAGCGGCAAGCUCUCGGUGAGGAAUGCUUGUUUGUUUACAGGAUUCCUCUGUCUUGUCUGGCUAGCCCUGAUGAAAAUUCUCGUUUCGUCGUUCCUCACUCAUGGAGUGGCUUUACUUGUUUUUUCGGGCGUCUACCCAUUUACCAAAAGAUUUACGGCCUAUACUCCAGUCUGGCUGGGUCUUACCUUUGCAUGGGGAGUAUUUGUUGGAUUUGCGGCGACGGGCCUUGAUCCCGUGCAGUUGUUGCUCUCUAGCGAAGAAUUUGAACCCGCUAUUAAGGGGGCACUAUUGCUCUUCGUUUAUUACACGAUAUGGACGGUUAUCUUCGAGACGGUGUAUGCUUUCCAGGAUCUGCCCGACGACACAAAAGCAGGAAUCAAUUCCAUGGCCGUCCGUCAUCAAUUCCACAUACGAGAGUUAUUGGGAAUACUUGGCAUAGCGCAGGUUGCAGUGCUCUUUGGUCUAGGAAAGGUACUGGAAGCUAGUAGUUUGUAUUAUUUUGGUCCUCCGUUGUUCAAUAUUGUUAUGCUGUUUAGGAUGGUUACGGGAAUCGACUUUAGAAGUGCUGAGCAGUGUCGCUGGUGGUUUGGUCAUGGUCCGCUCAUGGCGGGAGUUGUGUUGGUUGGUAGUUUGUGCAUUGAGUAUUUGGGACGAAUUGAUUAG
Messenger RNA from Sclerotinia sclerotiorum 1980 UF-70, 954 nucleotides. RefSeq lists its product as hypothetical. The record is from RefSeq and is a predicted model, not a curated record. Gene Ontology annotation, cellular component: mitochondrial inner membrane. Lineage: Eukaryota; Fungi; Ascomycota; Leotiomycetes; Helotiales; Sclerotiniaceae. The transcript has 2 exons. Gene Ontology annotation, biological process: ubiquinone biosynthetic process. Gene Ontology annotation, molecular function: 4-hydroxybenzoate polyprenyltransferase activity. The coding region runs from base 1 to 954 and encodes 317 amino acids.